AUGUCUUCCCCCAAGUACUCCGUCCGCUCUGUCGCGGCUCCUCACACCCUUGAGCACCGCAUCUACAUCGAGAAGGAUGGCCAGCCCGUCUCUCCCUUCCACGACAUCCCCCUCUAUGCCAACGAGCAGCAGACCAUCCUGAACAUGGUUGUUGAGAUCCCUCGCUGGACCAACGCCAAGCAGGAGAUCUCCAAGGAGGAGGCUCUCAACCCCAUCAAGCAGGACACCAAGAAGGGCAAGCUCCGCUUCGUCCGUAACUGCUUCCCCCACAAGGGCUACCUCUGGAACUACGGUGCCUUCCCCCAGACCUGGGAGGACCCCAACGUCACCCACCCCGAGACCAAGGCUCAGGGUGACAACGACCCGCUCGACGUCUGCGAGAUUGGUGAGCUCGUCGCCAAGCCCGGUGAGGUCAAGCAGGUCAAGGUCCUCGGUGUCAUGGCUCUGCUCGACGAGGGCGAGACUGACUGGAAGAUCAUCGUCAUUGACGUCAACGACCCUCUCGCCCCCAAGCUCAACGACAUCGAGGAUGUCGAGAGACACCUGCCUGGCCUUCUCCGCGCCACCAACGAGUGGUUCCGCAUCUACAAAAUCCCCGACGGUAAGCCCGAGAACCAGUUCGCCUUCAGCGGCGAGUGCAAGAACAAGAAGUACGCCAUGGACGUCGUCAGAGAGUGCGCCGAGGCCUGGGAGAAGCUCAUCACUGGCAAGACCAACAAGGGUGACAUCAACCUUGCCAACACCACCGUCUCGCACUCCAACGACCGUACCGAUGCUAGCAAGCUCGACAUCCCCCAGGGUGACAACAAGGCUCCUGCUCCCAUUGACCCCAGCAUUGACAAGUGGUUCUUCAUUUCCGGUGCUGCCGUUUAA
Messenger RNA from Aureobasidium namibiae CBS 147.97, 873 nucleotides. Its product is annotated as pyrophosphatase-domain-containing protein. Bases 1 to 873 code for a protein of 290 amino acids. Gene Ontology annotation, biological process: phosphate-containing compound metabolic process. Lineage: Eukaryota; Fungi; Ascomycota; Dothideomycetes; Dothideales; Saccotheciaceae. The record is from RefSeq and is a predicted model, not a curated record. The transcript is spliced from 4 exons. Gene Ontology annotation, cellular component: nucleus; cytoplasm. Gene Ontology annotation, molecular function: magnesium ion binding; inorganic diphosphate phosphatase activity.